Aureococcus anophagefferens is the source of this 1569-nucleotide messenger RNA. RefSeq lists its product as hypothetical. The transcript is spliced from 4 exons. Gene Ontology annotation, biological process: protein deubiquitination. The record is from RefSeq and is a predicted model, not a curated record. Bases 31 to 1569 code for a protein of 512 amino acids. NCBI's taxonomy places the organism in Eukaryota, Pelagophyceae, Pelagomonadales, Pelagomonadaceae. Gene Ontology annotation, molecular function: cysteine-type deubiquitinase activity; cysteine-type endopeptidase activity. Gene Ontology annotation, cellular component: cytosol; nucleus.
CUCGACGCAUUGAUCCGAUCUUUGCGUAGAAUGGCGCCCGCCCGCCCCCUUCUCGUCCUCCUGCGCCUCCUGACGCUCCCCGCGGCCGCCUUCGUGUCCCCCGCGGCCAGCGCGACCAAAAAAUUGGCCCCGUUGUGCGCGCAGAACAAAGAUUCGCCGGAACGGGAUCCGAUCACGGCGCGCGCGGCCUUCGACGCCCUGUCGGCCGACGCGACGACGGACUCGCUCCUCCGGGGCCUGCGGGAGCGCGCGGAGGAGAUGCGGCGCGCCGAGCGCGACGAGGCGCGGCGCGAGGAGAUGCGCGCGACGGCGCUCGACCACGCGUGGGUCGUGCUCUUCCGGGGCGACGAGUCCGGCGACGGCAUCCACAGCCUGUCGAGCAACGGCCGCGAGAUCGUCCUCGCCUUCGAGGCCGCCGACGAGGCGCGGCGCUUCGCCCUCGUCCUGCGGGCCCAGGGCUUUUUCGAGCCGACGCCGCACCGCAUGGAGAUGUCCGCGCUCGAGCUCUUCUGCGAGAGCGACGAGCGCGUCUCGCUCCUCCAGAUCCCCAAGGGCACGUGCAUCGUGCCCCCGGACGAGACCGUCGACGACGUCGAGUUCACGCCCAGCGCCGCGGCCGCCGCGGCCGCCGCCGACGGCGAGGGCGGCGCGCCCCCGGCCCUCCGCGCCCCCGGCGCCCCCGUGGGGCCGGCCCUCCGCGCCCCCGGCGCCCCCGUGGGGCUCUACAACGAGGGCGCGACGUGCUACCUCAACGCGCUCCUCCAGCUCCUCUUCAUGCUCCCCGUCCGCGAGGCGAUCCUCAAGUGGCGCCCGGACGAGUCCGACGACGCGUCCGGCGACGACGCGUCCGGCGACGACGCGUCGCCGCCGGCCGCGCCGAGCGCGGAUCUGAAGAUCACGGGCGAGCUCCAGCGCCUCUUCGCGCGCCUCGUGCUCGGCGACGCGCGCGCGGCGUCGACGCGCGACCUCGUCGCGGCGUUCGGCUGGUCGGGCGCCGAGGCGCUCGAGCAGCAGGACGUGUCCGAGUGCCUCAACGUCCUCUGCGACCGGGGCUUCCACGGCUCGGCGCGCGCGGCCCUCGACGAGCUCUGCGGCGGGACGACCGUGACCGUGCUCGAGCGCAAGGACGGGACGCGGCCGCCGCGGUCGGGCGAGCCCGCGCCGCCCGGCGUCAAGUUCCUCGAGCUCCACCUCGGCCUCGACCGGCCGACCGUCGAGGCCGCGCUCGCCGCGUACUUCGCGGGCGACGACCCGCGCGGAUUCCCACCCGACUUCGAUGCGAGCGUCUUCGAGGCGUUCCGCCGCGACGACGUCGAGGUCGACUGCGCGGCGACGGGCGAGCGCGUCGCCCACUCGAAGCGCGAGGCGAUCGCGUCGCCGCCCGGCGCGCUCUUCCUCACGCUGAAGCGCUUCGCCAUGGACUGGGACGCCAUGGACCGCGUCAAGGACGAGCGGCCCGUCGACGUGCCCGCGCGGCUCGCGCUCGGUGGCGCGGACUACGGCCUCUGCGGCGCGCUCCUCCACGUGGGCACCUGUGCCGAAUUCAACCACUGGUUUGGGUGGUCCUGA